GUCAUGGGAUGAUGAAUCUUCCUGACUCCAGGCUGGGCACUCUAUCCACUGCACCACCUACCUGCCCAAACUCCUUAAAAUAUAACCUUAUCUUUCCUGCAACUUAUGUCUAGCUGGAUAGGCCUCCUUACCUUUGCACAUGCUGUUCCCACAAACUGGAAUGUUCUCUCACCUCUUCUUUGAUUUUCUGAAUCCAUUCUUCCAGGCCCAGCUCAAGUCCCACUUCCUCCACUUAGGCCCAACUACCCUUCUCUGAAUUUUUAUAGCUACUGUUUGUACACCUCACAGAUUACAGGUUUCAUGAUCUCAUAGGUGAGUGUGGGUCUUUACAGAUUAUCUAGUCCAACACACCUCAUUUUAGGUUAGGAAAAUGAGAAACACCUGAAGAUAUGUGACUUGCCCAAGGGCACACAGCUGGUGAACAGGCACAGUCAGAACUAGAACUCAAGUCUCCUUGCCUCAAGUGUUCCUUCAAAUGUCAUCUCACGUUGUGUUCCCUGCCUAGAGAGUAGCUUCUUUGAAGAUGAGCACUAUCUUUUACACUUCUCAGGUGAACUCUCAGCAAUGCUUAAAGCAAUGUUGAGCUCAUACUCUCCGGUUAUGUGAUUUUUGUCACCUUGCAAGAACACUCUCCACCCAUUUAUGACUUAGGGGGUAAAUCCAAAAGUGUUGCUUUGAGGAACGUGGUGGUUAAGUAACUUCUCCAGGGCCACAGAGCCAGUGUCAGAGGUGGAAUUUGAACCAAGGUCUUUCCGACUCCAAACCCCGUACGAUAUUACCCCAUAGUAUACACUGAUUAAAUACACACUGAACUGGCUUAGUCACAAAUCAGAAUCAGAGGAGUAUCUUAUCCACACCGACAAAUCACUCUCAAUCAUCCUUUGCUUGUAUCUGCAAAAUGUAUAGCGGUAUCAGUGGACAUAGGGCUCCCGAUGCACGUCUUCCCUACCAAGCCCAGGGUCCGUUCCGUUCUCACCCACGGCCUCGGUCUCCAGGGCUUCCUCGGCAGGUUCUCCUCCCGCUCAGGGGGAUGCUACUGCACCCGAGUCCGGAUGUCUGUCCCCAGGGAGGACGGUCGGGAACCGCUUUGGCUCCAGCAACAGCAGCUUCACCACCUGCGCCUUCGUUCGCGUCUCCGGCCUCGCCCACCGAGGACGCAGCUCCCGGGGUCAGCAGAGCCUUCCCGCGCCCACCGCGUCCCGAGGCACUCCCACCUCCGGGGGUCCAGGCCAGCGCAACCAUCCUCCGGGGGAGGGGUCAAGCCAGGUUCACCACUACCGCCGCCCUGGGAGGAAGCUCUGGCCGCUGGCACGGGGAAUGCGUGACUGGCCGCGCACAGAGCAGGCCAGACCCGUCCUCCUGCACCCUCCCGGGCCAUUCUCCGAGGCAAAGCGCCUUUCCCCUUCGCGCUUGCAGGGACUAAGGGCGGGGCCUAGGUGGGAGGGGCGGUGUGUAGACUGACUGAACACCGGAGCGGGCAAACGCGAGGACUGCUGGGAAGAGUGAGUGACGAAAAGCAGAGAGGAUCGCACAACGCCCACUAAUGUCUCGAACCUCCUCCUGGAGGCGGGACCUCUUGGAUUCGCCCUCCUCUGUCCAGAGAGGCGGACCCCGCCUCUAGCCCUUGGCUCUCCGCACAGACCAGUCCCUAUUUUGGUCCCGCGAGGACUGGGGCUGAGACCUAAUCGCACAGUCCGCUGGGAGUUGUAGUUCCCGAAGCCGUUGGGAGGUGUCAGAACACUGGAGACUUCCCCCACCGCGGCUGAGGCGUUCUGAGAGGCCUUCACGUCGGGAUCGUCUGUAGGGGUGACUGAGCAGCAACCUAGGGAUGGAAGUGUUCAGGUGACCUUACAAAUUUCCAAAAAAGUCAUGAGAUACUGAGAGGCCAUCAAGGCAAAUGCUACAGUGUUCAUCAAAUCUGUUGAUUACAGUUGCUACAAUCAGCAAAAGUGAGCUAGCACCAAGGGAAAGAGCUACAUCAGAGAAAGGGGAUCAUGGGAAAAGACUUUUGGCUGUUGAUCAAAUUAUGCUCAGUAGAGGUAAAAUGUAAAAUAGCUAAUUAGCAGAAUUGCCAAACAAUAUUAUGUCUUGAUGAAACCAUCAGCCUCCUACCAGAAUGUACCCUGCUUAGAAGUUUCUGAAUCCUGUUUAAAUCGUUGCUAGUGCAUUCUUUGAUUUUCUUGUACUUACCGUUUUCUGGGUGGGAAUAAAAUUUCCUAACUUGUAUCUUUUACUACCCCUCCCCCUCAUUUUGGGGAAACCCAAGA
This is a messenger RNA of Phascolarctos cinereus (koala), 2267 nucleotides long. NCBI's taxonomy places the organism in Eukaryota, Metazoa, Chordata, Mammalia, Diprotodontia, Phascolarctidae. The record is from RefSeq and is a predicted model, not a curated record.